Siniperca chuatsi (mandarin fish) is the source of this 2769-nucleotide messenger RNA. RefSeq names its product NIMA-related kinase 12 (gene nek12). Bases 411 to 1796 code for a protein of 461 amino acids. The transcript has 2 exons. Gene Ontology annotation, molecular function: protein kinase activity; ATP binding. The record is from RefSeq and is a predicted model, not a curated record. Gene Ontology annotation, biological process: protein phosphorylation. NCBI's taxonomy places the organism in Eukaryota, Metazoa, Chordata, Actinopteri, Centrarchiformes, Sinipercidae.
ACUUCCGGAUGGGAGCCGAAACUUCUUGAUUCUGAAAACAGUGUCCAGAUGACUACGACUGAAACCUUUUCUACUAUAGAACACUCCUGGACGAAUAAGGGACUACACCGUCUUAUUACUGGGUAAUUAAAACACGCAAGAAGCACACAUGAUAAAUAGAGCAAACAAUACACAAUCUAAAAAAACAGCAUACUACGUCAAAACAUGGCCACAAUGAAACGAUGCAUGAACGAUGGUUUAAAAAGAAAUCAAAUAAUCAUAACCAUAAAACCCUAAAACUGUGUGAACUCUGAAACAGGUGAAGCUGCUGAUAAAAAACAAUAAAUAACAGGAAAUGAUCCUCCUAUCCAAUUUCACGGCGUCAGAUGGUUACUAAGGCUACGAGACUGAACACAAACGCCCCGUGACGCAUGUUGACAGCUUCGCUCCUUACCUCCACACUGUGUUUUGUUUUUUACUUAUUUAAAAAAAGACCUUUUUUCGUCGGCUCCAGACCAAACAUGGAGGACUACGAGAAGGUUUUGUGUUUGGGCAGGGGAGGAGCAGCAGACGUGUUCCUGAUGAGGCACGCGAAGCGCAAGAGCCUGCACGCAGUGAAGAGGAUCAAAGUAGAGGACACGAGGACAGCAGAAAAGCAGAGGGCAAUUCUGCAAGAGGCUGAAAUCAUUAGGCGACUGCAGCACCCUCACAUAGUAAAAUGCAGUGAUGCCUUUGUGAACUCUGAAGAUGGAUUCAUUUACAUUGUGAUGAACUACUGUGAUGGUGGGACAUUAGAUGAUAAAGUUAAAGAGAGGAAACCAAAGGAGUUUUUCACAGAGGAUACAGUGAUGGGGUGGUUUGUACAGGUCGCUAUGGCUGUAAAUUACAUACACACGGCUAAAAUACUACACAGGGACAUCAAAACCUCAAAUGUACUGCUGACAAAGCAAGGCAUGGUGAAGUUAGGGGACUUUGGGAUAUCCAGAGUGAUGACCAACACAGCUGAUAUGGCUUCCACAUGUGUUGGGACACCCAGCUACCUCAGUCCUGAGCUUUGCCAGGAUGUCCCAUAUAGCUCCAAGUCUGAUAUCUGGGCUCUUGGCUGUCUGCUGUAUGAGAUCUGUGCUCUCAGACCUCCGUUUGCAGCCACAAACCUCCUGAGUCUGUUCUACAAGAUCACCAAAGGAGAGUACGAUCCUGUGCCUAACGUCUACUCUGACAACAUCUCCUCUUUGAUCCAGAGGACGCUCUGCCUCAACCCAGAAAGCAGGCCAAGCGCUGCCUGUAUACUUAGCAGUGCCUAUGUGCAAGAUCACCUAGAGUCUAUCAAACACACAGAGACUGAAUGUGUUCCUGUGACUGAAUCAGACACUGACGCCACACUACUGCCAGAUGUUCUCAGUCAGUCCCACUCAUGGGAAGAGAAAGAACACAAUAUGGAGGCCAGAUCCAGUGAUGUGGAGGAGGAAGAUCACGAUGCGUCGUGUGUUGGAGGACAAAACCACUGCGACUGCCACUACCCUGAGGACUUUGACGAAGAUGAAAGUUUGUCCUCGCUUGAGGAGCACAGUGAACACUCAGGGUCGCCAAUGAGGAGCGAUUCUGCUGAGCCUAUUGAGGCUCCUGAUGUCUUAGAUCAAGUUGAGUAUCCAGAUGACUUUGAGGAAGCCGAGGUGGAAGAAGAACAUGAAGACGAAGCAGCCUUAGUUCACACUGCUGCUCCACAGCAGCCACAGGAUGAACAGGAGGAGGAGUUUCAGCUCUGUGAUGCUGGAGGAUUGACUAUCACCCUGAAAGCAUUGAAGGAAAAGGGCUAACCUUACAUUGCAAUGGACCGCAAUGUGAAAUAAAGGGACCUUCACAGCUGGAACAGUGAAAUAUCUGUUAAGUGCCGUGUUUGUUAAGUGUUUCAUGCAGCUGCUUUUAAAAAGGACAACAUCAGGCUUUCUAUGUUUGAGAAAACAUCUGCUGCUGCAGUUUAAGCUAAACUGAAAGCUGACCAUUUGGGAACCUGCUGCCUCCCAGUACAUUUACUACACACCAAGAGACGUCGCAGGGCUGAAAUAAGUUGUUGUUUUACUGCUAGAUGAUGUUCAAAACACUUGGUGGAGCUAGAGAGAAUGAAUGAAGUCCUGCUCAGUGCUGCUGUUCAGUGACAUGAAUAUUUCUGAAUGAGGUUCCUGAUUAGCGUCAUAAGGAGUGAUGGUAAUGAUGAAUACAGCAUUUGUGACUAGAUUAUUUUAUAAAAUAGGAAUUUAAUUUUAUGUUCAACACAAACUUGUACAAUGUCUAGGAUCACUAUGAUAUUUUAUCUUUAUUUUUCUGUAAAAAUAGCAGUAGUUUUCCUAACUUGUAAACUACAUAUAACAUUUCACAUCAUGACUAUCAAAAAGUUCCAAAAGGUCCAAAUGUUUAAUUUGGAUUCACAACUUUUUUCAUAUCUUUUACAUGUCCUAAAACUUCAUACUGUAAGUUUGAUCUGUCAGUGUUUUUGUCUAUUUUCCAUCAGGGUUUGUCUUUGCUUCAAAAUGAGAGAAAAGCACAAUUAUUGCAUGCAACUAGGCCUUCAAAGGAAGUAUGUGGUAUAUGUCACUUACCACAAAAAUAACUAAAAGAAAGGUACAAACCAAGAGUAAGACACAUUUAUAUUUUGUGGAUUGUGAAUACAGUGCUGUUUUUGAUCACUUCAUUCAAGGCUUUAAUGGUAAGUUGUCUGAUUUUGUCAUUGAGCCUUUUAAUGUAUUUUACUGAUGCAAUAAACUCUGUUGCCCCAACACAAAGUAAGCAGAA